AUGUCAGGGUUGCAAUGUUCCGCUGCUGAGGGUCUGGUCUACGACUCCCAGGCUCACGGACAGAUCGCCAGGAAGAUUCAGAUAACUGCGUUCGUGCUCUAUCACGGUCCUCAUUCCAGCUCCUCUGCUAUCCUCAAGUUGGCUGAUGCGUUGAAGACUACGGGGGAAUGGAAACUCGAUUUGAAGAAAGUUCGGGAUGGAUUCCUGAAAUUGAGUCCAUCGAUGGACAACAGAGUUUCGGUUUAUAUGUGA
This is a messenger RNA of Perkinsus marinus ATCC 50983, 252 nucleotides long. RefSeq lists its product as hypothetical. Bases 1 to 252 code for a protein of 83 amino acids. NCBI's taxonomy places the organism in Eukaryota, Perkinsozoa, Perkinsida, Perkinsidae. The record is from RefSeq and is a predicted model, not a curated record. The transcript has 3 exons.